GGAGGAAGAAGAAGCAGAAGGAAUGGAAAGCCUGCAGAAAGAGGAUGAAAUGACGGAUGAAGCAGUUGGAGACUCAGCUGAGAAGCCUCCUUCUACUUUUGCCUCAUCUGAGACUGCUCCAGAAGUGGAGACCAGCAGAACUCCACCAGGAGAGAGCAUCAAAGCUGCUGGAAAGGGCCGGAACAAUCAUCGAGCUCGCAACAAGCGGGGAAGUCGAGCUCGGGCCAGCAAGGACACCUCCAAGCUGCUGUUGCUGUAUGAUGAGGACAUUCUCGAACGAGAUCCCCUCAGGGAGCAGAAGGACUUGGCCUUUGCCCAAGCUUAUCUGACCAGGGUACGAGAAGCCCUACAACAUAUCCCUGGCAAGUAUGAAGACUUCCUUCAAGUCAUCUAUGAAUUUGAGUCAAGUACCCAGAGACAGACAGCUGUAGAUCUCUACAAAAGCCUGCAAAUUCUGCUCCAAGACUGGCCUCAGCUGUUGAAAGACUUUGCUGCUUUCCUGUUACCUGAGCAAGCUCUGGCCUGUGGAUUAGUAAGUGAAUGGGGAAAAAAAGUACACUAGGACUUCUGGGUCAGAGUGAGACUGGGAUUGAAUGGGG
Molecule: messenger RNA, 599 nt
Organism: Chlorocebus sabaeus (green monkey)
Lineage: Eukaryota; Metazoa; Chordata; Mammalia; Primates; Cercopithecidae
Source: RefSeq, a predicted model, not a curated record